UUGAUAUUAUCACCGAGGUAUCUUUUUGUAUUUUUCUGCCGGGGAUGGGCCAGAUUGGGAAGGGCGGUACGAGGGUGAGACUUGGCGCUGGUGUUUUGGAACAUCAAAGAUGGACAGGGUUUUCGCGGAGGUCGCUCCUCGGAUAUCUCCACAACUACAGGUCGGGGAUCUUCCAAAAUCGAGAAGAUUGGUGCAUAUGGCUAGGUCACUUCACCUUACAAUUUGUAUGGCACUCUGGCCCGGGGUUGUGGUGUGGUAGGGGAGAACGGGGGAUAUUCCCACACAGGAGCUUCGAACAACGUCCGGUUCACGUUUGGCUGGAUAACUCCACCACCACACAGGGUAUGCGGUCGGCGAUGGGGUCAGAAUGCUCGUAUGAUCGAGGGCUUUUCGAUGGAUCUAUCGGCGGGUUCUUAUUCGAAAAAUCGAGCGAGUUCGUGGUGGAGCGGUUGUUGAGAGAGAUUUAUUUAUACUGUGAAUAA
Blastomyces dermatitidis ER-3 is the source of this 482-nucleotide messenger RNA. RefSeq lists its product as uncharacterized. Bases 45 to 482 code for a protein of 145 amino acids. Lineage: Eukaryota; Fungi; Ascomycota; Eurotiomycetes; Onygenales; Ajellomycetaceae. The transcript has a single exon. The record is from RefSeq and is a predicted model, not a curated record.